Messenger RNA from Desarmillaria tabescens, 772 nucleotides. RefSeq lists its product as uncharacterized. The transcript has 2 exons. The coding region runs from base 191 to 745 and encodes 184 amino acids. The record is from RefSeq and is a predicted model, not a curated record. NCBI's taxonomy places the organism in Eukaryota, Fungi, Basidiomycota, Agaricomycetes, Agaricales, Physalacriaceae.
UCCCAUACCCACUAUCGACUCCCACGUACGCCUUUCUUUCCUUCCUUCCUUCCUUCCUUCUCGCUGAUUCUGCCGAUAAGGGGCUCUAGUGACGAGCGCUGAUGAACACUUCAGAUUGAGAGGAUUUGCUGUGAACAGUGCUACGUAUCUACCCUUGCGAUUCCUUAUAUCUCAUCACUCGUUUCGCUGCAUGGCGCCUAAUUCGCUAUCCGCUGGUAGGAUGCACCAGCACGUCCCCCUCGACCCAGAUUCACUCUACGUCUGCACCGUGCAACUCGCUACAGGCGCCUUUCAUUGGGCCAUCAUCAUCACUGAUGCCAAUUCCAGAGCAGUUCGUCAUCACUGGUACCAAGUCUCCGGUCGGCCGUACGCGGAAACGUACGGCUCUCAGACAGUAACGCCAGCCACGCGCACAGGGAACAGCGCAGUAUUGGGCUACUACAAGUUGGAGGGAUACGUGCCGUGUCGUGACUUUAUCGACAUUUGCCGUAGUGUCUUCACGAGCUACGCCACAGUUGAUGAGAAUCGCGCGCAUAACAUGACUUGUCGGACUUGGAUCCUGCAGGUGCUGAUGGGUCUGUACGACAAAGGAAGCUUUCCUGGGCGCAAAGAGAAUCGAUCCGAGUUUAUUAGUUUGGUGGAAACGAAGAUCAAGACCAUGAGCACCCAGGCCGAUAAUAACUUCCUAACCCUUUUCUAUCAGUCUCUUGUCCAUCAAUACCACCCUCCCGUUCUGUCAUUAUAACGAGUACGUUACGCCGAUUCUCGAUUU